Linum trigynum is the source of this 543-nucleotide messenger RNA. NCBI's taxonomy places the organism in Eukaryota, Viridiplantae, Streptophyta, Magnoliopsida, Malpighiales, Linaceae. The record is from the annotation of a GenBank genome assembly.
AUGGGAGGUGGGAAAGAUAAGCACAGUGAGGAUCAAGAUAAGGGAUUGUUUGGUCAUCUGGGAGGACAUGGAGCUCCUCCACCUGGUGCCUACUACCCUCCGCCGCCUGGUGCCUACCCUGGUGCUCCUGUUCCUCACGGCUACCCUCCAGCACAGGGCGGCUACCCGCCUCAAGGGUAUCCGCCGCAGCAGGGCUACCCUCCACAAGGGUAUCCUCCUCAGGGCUACCCUCCUGCUGGUUACCCCUCUGGAUCGUCUCACCAAACUGGACAUGGCGGGCUAGGGGCAGUGAUUGCUGGGGGUGCAGCAGCAGCUGCAGCUGCUAUGGGUGUUCACCAUGUUAGCCAGAGUGGCUACGGCUACAGUGGCGGCCAUGGUGGUGGUGUUUACCAUGGCGGCGGGUAUGGGCAUGGACAUGGUGGCAAGUUCAACCACGGGAAGCAAGGCAAGUUCAAGCAUGGCGGCAAGUUCAAGCACGGGAAGCACGGGAAGGGGAAGGGCGGAAUGUUCGGAGGAGGAGGCAAGUUCAAGAAGUGGAAAUGA